This is a messenger RNA of Micropterus dolomieu (smallmouth bass), 3140 nucleotides long. RefSeq lists its product as uncharacterized. The record is from RefSeq and is a predicted model, not a curated record. The transcript is spliced from 10 exons. Gene Ontology annotation, molecular function: protein binding. Bases 126 to 2183 code for a protein of 685 amino acids. Lineage: Eukaryota; Metazoa; Chordata; Actinopteri; Centrarchiformes; Centrarchidae.
AAGUCAAGUUCUUUGGGAAUCUAUUCUGUGCAGCAGCAGAGAGAGAACAGCAGACAGGAGAGAAGAUACUGGAGCUGUUAACAUCAGUGUGCAGAUAUCAAUCAUUCCCUUUUAAUGAAGAAUACAUGGAUGAUGAUGAUGUUGGUGGUGAUGAUUAUUAUAAGGAAUAUCGUUGUGGUUUCCUGCUGGAUCUGUACUCCCACAUGAAGGACUAUAAUCAUGAAACAGGCUUGAGGAUCCUUCCAUUAUUACAGUCAGUUUUCCAGUCAGCUCCUGCAGUCUGGUCCAUAAACCUCUCAGAGAGAAAGACCUCCAUCCUCCUGGAAGUGCUGAAACUCCAACCAGAGAAGAAACCAGUGGAACUGACAGGCUGCUCAGAUGAAGAGAGUGAAGUGAGGAGUUUCCUACAGUGUCUGCCUUAUAUCUCACAGCUCAGCUGUGAUCCAGAGUUCUUCCAGAGUCUGUGUGCAGUCAUCUCUGUAAGAUCCAGAGAGGCCCAGCAGUUGGCCUCUGUGCUGCAGCUCCUGGGCUUCACCUUGCUGUUAACAGGAGAGUUACACAGGAAAACCUGCAGGUCUGUGGGGAGGGUUCUCAGACUGUGUGGCUCUGAUGUGGAUCUGGUCCUCACACCCAGAAAGAUGUCUGUCAGAGGAGCCUCCCUCCUCUUCAGCUGUACAACACAACUCCACAGUCUGAGGCUUUUCGACAACAUGGCCUUGCUACUGUGUCGAUGGGUGAGAAGAGGGAGAGCGGCCUGUCCAUUGGCUGUUGAAGAGCUUUCUUUGGCCCCUCAGAAAGCCCGACCAUCAGACAGAGUGUUGUUGAAGGUUGUCAGUAGUUUGGCGUCCUUGCUGAGAUACUGGGUAGUCAGACGGUUGGACCUGAAUGAGUUCUGCAUCCCUGCUCUGGGUCUCAUUCCACUGCUGCUGCACAACGGUCCUCUAACCAUCAAACUGAGCCAGGAUAUUUUCCAGCAGCUCCUCUCCCUCCUCCAUGAAGUCCAGGACGAGGUCUUGACCAUGUCCUUCUUGAGUAAGGUUGGUGGAGACCUGAGCUCCUGCUGUCUGAACUGGGAGCUUCUUCACUAUCUGCUGCAGCAGUCAUCAGCUCAGACCAUCACUGUGAACCUGAGGAAGAACCUCUUCUUACAGGAGAGCGUCACACGUCUGCUUCCCUUUCUGGACAGGAUUAUAUUUAAAAGGCCCAGUCCCGGCUUUGUGUUGACUGCCAUCAGAGAGAUCUAUAAAGCUCGUGCCAGUCCCAUUAUACCCAGUUUACUGAGGUCACUGGAUCAUGUGAUCAACCUGACCUGCAGAGAGAUGGACUCUGUGGACUGUGCUGCUCUGCUCUUCACCCUCAAACACAGUGACAGAGUUAAACUGAACCUCCAGUGGACCUCCAUACCAACAGGGGACACAGAGUCCAUCCUCUUUACGCUGGACAAAGUUUCUCAGCUCAGUGUGGACAGGAACCUGCUGCUGAGGCUGGUGCACUGCUGUGCUGCCUCCGACGCCCAGCAGGGGGCAGCAGUCGGCCUGCUCAGGACUGUGCAGGACAGGCUGGAUCUGUCCUGCUCCUCCUGUGUGGAGCUGCCAGAGGAGGAUCAGAGCGAGACUCUCAGUCUGACCGGUGAGGACUGCGGGGCCGUCUCCGCCAUCCUGAGACGCAGCGUCCGGGACACACAGCUCAACCUGCAGGACUGCGAGGUGGAGGACAGCGGACUGGACCUGCUGUUUCCUGUCCUCCGCAGAGUCCGCCUCAGAGCCAGUAAAGCCGUCCUCCUCCAGCUGGUGUCCCUGGUUCCUGUGAACAGUGAGGGGGACACAGUGAGACGGGCGGUGUCCCUGUGUAGAGCCCUGGACGGAGAGCUGGACCUCAGUCACACCUCACUGGAUCAGAGGGCCUGUGGAGCUUUGGCCCUGAUGCUGGACUUCUCUGAAGGGCUGACAGAGCUGGACCUCAGUCACUGUGAGCUCACCGACCAGCUGCUGCUCACACUCAUCACACAUCUGCACAAAGUCCAGGUCCUGGAUCUGAGUCACAAUAAGAUCUCUGAUGCUUCAGCUGGAAAGUUACUCCACCUGGUCUCCAUCAACCCCUCCAUCGGCACUGUGCGACUCUUCAGCAACAACAUUGUGGACCGAACACCCUUUAAGAAAGACAAGCAGUUUGAACUCUGGUGACCCGCUCGUCAGUGUGGAGCUAAUGUGCUGAUUGGGGAAUAACUGCUUGAUGUCUAACGAUCAUUACAUGAAAAUAUUUCUGUAUUAGUACUUUGACUUUAAUGAUUAAGAAGACAGUUUAUAUGGAGGACAUUAAUGAUUACGUCUCAUUCUUGAGAUACUGAAGAUUAUUCUGUAAUAAUUCUCCCAAUGUUUACACGUCAGAUUGUUCUGUUGAUCAUGAUUCAACUCUUUUCUCAUUCUAGCAAAACAAAUAGUUGCCACAACUGUUAUAUCAAUAUUAUGAGUACUUUGUGGUCCAUGUUUACUUCAGAGCAGAGAGGAUGAUGAACGAUACAAGAAAGAUGAGGUCAGGAGAAAAAACAUGGUUGAUACAUGAAGAUAGAAAUAAAUUAUUUUCUUUUUAUUUGACAGUUUUCUGAACUUUUCCUCAUUAAAAUACCUCAUUUAAUGUAAACUGCCGCAAUAAUGAUAAUAAUGAAAAAAAGGUGAAAAUCUGUGUUAACCAGCUGAGUGACUUUGUGCCAGAAACAGACAAUACAAAAAGUAUUCUAUAAUAUUGUGAAAUGUACUGUUGUAAAUGUUACGGAUAAGAGCCAAAUGCCUCUAGCUACAUUAUAUAUAAUUUAUGUACUUUGGGAUAUGUUUGUAUGACUAACAUUUAUUACAGUUAUGUUACAGAUCAUUAAAACUCAUCACUCGGCUUGUAAAACAGAAACCUACUCGUUUAUAUUUGAACCAGAAGAAGCACAAAAGUAUUUCUUUUUGAUAAGAUUAGAAAUGAUUAACUUUUAUUCUGGGACACAGAACACAAAGACAGAUCUUCAAGUUGGAGUUGGUCAGUAAAAACAAAAGAUAUGUAAAGGUCCACUGGUUCUGCCUGUAAACAGUCACAAGAUAAAUGAACUGUUUGUAAUGUGAUUUAUUUGAAAAGGGAGAUAAAGUUGUGAAAUGUCA